Molecule: messenger RNA, 363 nt
Organism: Thlaspi arvense
Lineage: Eukaryota; Viridiplantae; Streptophyta; Magnoliopsida; Brassicales; Brassicaceae
Source: the annotation of a GenBank genome assembly
AUGGAUUUGGAUACUUUCUUCAUUACCAUGGCAACAAGAAACGCUAUCAGAGUUGUGGCUCGCAGGUUCUCUAGUGGAAAAGUUCUUAGCGAGGAGGAAAAAGCUGCUGAGAAUGUUUUCAUCAAGAAAAUGGAGCAAGAGAAGCUCGAGAAGAUAGCCAGACAGGGUCCGGGAGAACAAGCAGCAGCAGGGUCAGCAAGUGAAGCCAAGGCUAGUGGUGCAGCAGCGGCUGAGUCGGGCCCGAAAGUGUCGGAAGACAAGCACAGAAACUAUGCGGUUGUGGCGGGUGUGGUGACUGUUUUUGGUGCGAUUGGUUGGUACAUGAAAUCAGGUGGAAAGAAGCAGCCAGAGGCUCAAGAGUGA